Penicillium argentinense is the source of this 876-nucleotide messenger RNA. RefSeq names its product TMEM53 family protein. The transcript has a single exon. The coding region runs from base 1 to 876 and encodes 291 amino acids. The record is from RefSeq and is a predicted model, not a curated record. Lineage: Eukaryota; Fungi; Ascomycota; Eurotiomycetes; Eurotiales; Aspergillaceae.
AUGGCUCCGCAGCCUCUACCAUUCCCCGGGUUUACCCCGAUAUCAAACCGGGUCUAUCUUCGCGAUGGUCACGAAAAGGCCGAACCAGCCCCGGCUGAUGAACCAACAACGAUCAUGAUUUUUGGGUGGGGCGAUGGCAUGCCAAAAAAUGUUUCCAAAUACGCCGAUGGGUACCACGAGCUGUACCCCUCCGCCCGUAUCAUUGUGGUGCUGUCACGCACUCUACAUGCAUCAAACCAGCCUCUCGACGCCCGCGUGGAAGCGAUGAUGCCGGUAGUUGACAUGGUAUUCCCGACACCAACCGGCGACGGUGCAGGCGAAGAGCGCGUGUUGAUGCAUGCGAUGUCAAAUACAGGCGGUAUAUUCACAGCCGCCACGGUCGUCGCGUACCAAAAACGUCAUGGCACCGACAAAACUCUUCCUCACACACUGCUGGUCUGCGACUCCACACCGGGCAGUCUUGAUUUCGCGUCGCAAGUUGGCCGCUGGUCUCGCGCGAUGGCAGUCGGAACUGCCAAAUUCUUUCCGUGGCCGUCUAUUGUCACCCAGGGUCUGUGGUACGCCUUCUUGUGGGCCAACUUUGCUUUGGAAUGGGUGCGAGGAUCUGAACCGUCUGGGGUGUGGGCAACGCGAAUCAUGAACGAUCAGACCAUUGCCCCAAUCAGUUCAAACCGGCUUUACUUGUACUCUAAAGAAGACGAGAUUAUCUGGUGGGAGGACUUGGAGCAUGCCGUUGCCCAGGUAAAGAGUCUGGGUUAUAAAGUUGAUCUCGAAAUGUUUGAGGGAUCGCCGCAUGUGGGACACAUGCGAUUGCACCCGGAGCAAUAUUGGAACAAGGUUUCAAAUGCUUGGAAAGAGGCGCAGGAUCAACAAUAG